Hipposideros armiger (great roundleaf bat) is the source of this 2112-nucleotide messenger RNA. It is a transcript of the gene GNGT1, whose product is annotated as G protein subunit gamma transducin 1. The transcript is spliced from 4 exons. The coding region runs from base 284 to 508 and encodes 74 amino acids. Gene Ontology annotation, biological process: G protein-coupled receptor signaling pathway. The record is from RefSeq and is a predicted model, not a curated record. Lineage: Eukaryota; Metazoa; Chordata; Mammalia; Chiroptera; Hipposideridae. Gene Ontology annotation, molecular function: G-protein beta-subunit binding. Gene Ontology annotation, cellular component: heterotrimeric G-protein complex.
GUUGGAGAUAAGGGUUGGAAAUCCAAAGUUUUACACUGAGCAAAAAUUGGGGGAAAGGAGGAGUUUUAAGGUCUCUAAAAUUACCUACUGACCGAACUGACCUCCCCCCACAAACUGACUAGCAGAUGUGCGGAGUCAAGUCCUCGGUUUAAUCAUAUUAGUGAAGAUUAUAAAGGAGCUUUAAAGCCUCAAGGCUAAUGUUCAGUGCUAGAAUUGUUCAGAAAGCAUUUGUGAGAAGUUGGUUAACACACAAAGAAAGAAACCGUUCACUCACAGGCAAAAGAUGCCUGUGAUCAAUAUUGAAGAUCUAACAGAAAAGGACAAAUUGAAGAUGGAAGUUGACCAGCUCAAGAAAGAAGUGACACUGGAAAGAAUGCUGGUAUCCAAGUGUUGUGAAGAAGUGAGGGAUUAUGUUGAAGAAAGAUCUGGUGAGGACCCACUAGUAAAGGGUAUCCCAGAGGACAAAAACCCCUUCAAGGAGCUCAAAGGAGGCUGUGUGAUUUCAUAAAAUGAAUGAGGAAGCCUAUUCUGUUGAUUCAUGGAAGACCUAUCCUGGCAGAAUAUGUGCUACAAAGGUUUUUGUUGUUGAUGUUUUAUUUUCUGUUUCUCUUUCUCCCUCAACCCCCAGUCAGCGGUGAUGGUUUUAACAUAACCUCUUUCUACAUUCUUGCCAGUUCUACUCGUCACCAAUACAGUGACUUUUUCCCAGAACGCCAACUGGAUUAUGGGUUCAGUGUAUAGUCACAGUGGAUUUAUCCAGCACCAGAAUGAAAGUUAUGAGGAUCCAAAGAGUUCUGGCUCUGGCACUUGACUACCUGAUUGGAAAAAGUACUUCAUCUUUCUAAAUCUGUUUCUUUUGCUGUAGGAUAAGGAUAAUAAAAGUUCUAUCCCCUUUUUCAGGGGUUUAAAUAUUAUACUAGGGAGACUAUAGCACUUGGCAUAUUGCCUGACACAUAGUAAGACCCAGUACGUGUUAAUUAGUAUUACUGCUGGAAAGGGAACUAGACAAACUAGGCAAACUACCCAGAAUCCUUUAAUAAGAUACAUGCUAUUCCAUCCCCAUGAUGACUCACCAGUUCAGUCCUUUUUUCUGUAACAGUGCAAAGUCAAGAUACAAGAAUAGCUAUCAUUUGCAUCAUCUUUCUAAUCCCUUUCCUCUUGGCAUCUUAUUGAGUUUGCAUAAGCCAAAUUUUACUACCUUUGUGCUAAUGACUAAGAGAUAAUCUUGUGUCUGCUUCUGUAACAAAAGACAAGUGUUAAUGACCCCAGGAGGAAACUGUUUUUGUUGUUAGUGUUUCCUUGUUGCUCUCCCACAUUUACAGUGAUAUUUUUAGAUGCAUUAGUGAUCAGAAAUGCUAAUUCAUUGUAAUCCUCUUAACAACAAGAUAAGAAUUAUCUAUUAUUUGGUCUGGAAGGGAAUCUAAAGGGCUCCCCAUGUUUGGCUGUGCACUAUGUCCUCCACUCUGGCCACAGCAAAUGCCCCACAAAGAUCUAUUGAGUCCUGCCUAACCCCUUCAUUUUGGAAUGGAGAAAAACCAAGGCUCAGAGAAGUGAAUUGGCAAAUUUCUCAGGUCCAGACUCUGGGUCUCUGGCUGAAUGGUUAGCCACACACUCUACCACAUAUCAAACAUGUUUUGGGUAUUAAGGCAUUCCAGGAUACAAUACUACAGUCUCUUAGUUCUUUUUCCUCAGGAGAAGCUCUUUUCCCCUUGUUUAAAAUUACAAAAUCCCUCUCCCACCACCUCCAGCACUUCUAUCUCCCUUUAUUUUCCUUCAGAGCACCUUUCACCAUGUAGCAUACUAUAGAUUUUAUUUCUUUGUUUGUUUAAUUGUGGUCUGUCUCUAGGGGUUUUCCAUGGGCAAAUUAGUGUUUAUUAAAAUGUUCUAUAUAUCUUUUUUUCUGAUGAAAGAAAGUACAGAGUCUUGGCUAUGGAAUUUAGGUAACAUGUACAGUCCAAACCAGCAUCUCUAGCUUUCAUCUAACAACUGGAAAUAGACUUUGGAGUCAGUCAAUUCUAAAUUAAAAUCUUAUCUCAUCCACUUUUUUUUUAAAGAUUUUAUUGGGGAAUUGGGGGAGGGGAACAGUGUUGGGGAAUCUGGGGAAGGGGAACA